AUGAUUACCGCCACGGAACCGCGGGAAUUUAUUCCACGAGGCCGUCAGGUGGCGGGCCACCAUCCAGGACCGGCUGUUUUUCAAGAGCAGCCGUAUUCCAGCUACCCGGCAGACUUUGUGCUGCUGCAGCGCAUGCAGAAUGUGAACAUUUCGCUCAACGACGAAGAUCCGGUUGAGUUCUACCGCCUGCGCGAAGUGCCGAUCGAGCAGGAUGACGCCAAACCGGCUCAACAGCAAACCGGACCGGCUCAUCUGGCCAUGCCGUACAUCUGCACCGAGGAGGAGCUGUACGUGCGAGGCCGUUCGGCCGUUUGGACACGCAGCACCAGCGAACACUGUACGCUUCCACACAUCUCGUUUACCAGCGAUAGUCCCAUCAAGUUCGCUUUCUUCGGUCCGCGUCAGUUUAACGUACCGGACACGUUGCCGCCCGGCACACUUGAGGCCAACCGCACCACCGUGUGUCUGAUGGAUAAGGAUACGCUGCACGUGUACUGUGAGGGAGGCGAGACGUACAAGGCGACAAUUCAGUGUCCGGUUUCGGCCGUGUGGAUUGUACCGGAUGGUAUCGUGCUUGAGCGGGAAUCCCUGCAACCGCAAGGAACGUCAACCGUGCAGGAACGAAUGCCGCGCCUUUUCACGCUAACGUUCCCGCUAGACGAUAUGAAGCCGGUACUACUGGCCGCCGGCGCUAGCGUUAGCUACCUAGACGAUCCGGAGUGCCACGUGGUGUUUACGAGCGAACAGCUCGCGCUAGUGCUGCUGUACUCCGACCUAUACGGGAAGCAUUUCAUCUGUCGAUACCGGCGUGUCACGAAGGAAGAACUACAGGUGGUGAACAACAUGCAGGAGUCCACUGGCGGAGAGCAAACCGAUGCGAGCUGUAACACCGCGAAUGAGAGCGUGUUUGCGUCGGCCAAUUUGGGCGAGCAUUCCGCGACGAAACCGACCAUCCGCACGGGCUUGUCCUCCGCAAGCUUGCAGUCGGUUGGGGCGCAUUCCGAGCGGCCAAAUCUGGCCAGCGCAAAUUCGUCGAUCAACUUGGGUCGGUUUGGGGUCGCCGGUGCACCCCAGUCGCUGCUGUCCCCGUUCCAAGCGGGGUCGUAUUCGUUUAGCGAGCAUUCGUCGCGGUUAGGCGAGGAUGUGACGUUUGGGAUGGACCGGAACGCUACCACCGAGCAGCUGGAUCCACGUGGUUUCGUAAUCGAACCCGAGUACACGCUCCAGCACGUGUGGACAGAUGAAGGACGAACCGCUACCGGACCCGGUGGUGUCCCGAUUCAGUUGUGGAGUGCGGCAAACGGCGAGAAAGCAUCGGAAGGGUUUCUCCACACGGAUCUGGUGGGUAACAAUUACCUCUGCUAUCUGCAACCACGUGCCGCCCGGCUUACCCUCGUACAGUAUGACGCGGAAAGUCUUGAAAUUCAUACCACACGCACCGUACCGGCUCGAUCGGCCGUUUCACUGGAGCGCCUUAACAUGAUCGUGUUGCUAGACCUUCACGGGAAGCUUGUUCUCUACAGUGGCCCAACGGCUGUGGGCAAGCUACAUCUAACUGGAUUGCCAACUGCUGGUCUCCAGAUGCCCGCCACGUUGCAAUCGCAGUCGGUCAAUUCCGGUCGCCUCGCAACCGGUACACCCAGCGCGAAAACAUCGUCACCGAUGGUUGGUGCAACGGUGGGUGAGGCGCUUCCACGCCGCAGCACAUUACUCCCACACGUGUCCGCUGGGGAUGGUAAGCUGGAGGAACAGCUGCAUCAGCUCUCACCUGUCCGGCCACUAUCAAGCGGAUCAGUCGGAUUUUCACCGCACAACACGACCCUCGACCACAGCCCGAUCGUGAAGCUGCGUGAUGCUACCGGUUCCCGGUUUACGCUGGUGCUUGCUAACGAGCGGAUGUUCCGUUUAGCGCUUGCUCCAGUUGCUGAGUCACGGCUUUUGCGUUGCUGCCUCACCGCACUGUUGCAGGUGGUUCCGGGUACGGUUGCGCAUGAGUUUAUCAUCCGCUGGUACGGUACACGCAACGUGCCAGGUACGCAGGCUGGUUUUAGCGCACAACAGGAGUGGGUUCUCUUUCGUCCGCUAUUUUUUGCGGCGUUAGGAAGGCCAGUUGGACCGCCUGAUCUAUAUAACUGCCAGUCGACGGGUUCGAGCGUUUCCGGUCCCGCCGGGGUUAGUUGUGCCGGUGGUGAGGAACCAAAAAAACGCCGGCGUGCUGAAGAUUCCAGUGGCGAAAGCAUCGACUGGGAGUAUUUGCUGCAUCACACCGAGAUGACUGAUGUGACUGGAAUGACAUUUACAAUUGACUUCGCAAGAACCGUGACUAAUGGACCGCACUACCAGAACCGGGAUCCUCACAGCCUGUUCCCAUUUAUCCUGGAGUUGAUGCAGAUAUUCCAUCUGCUGUAUGAAGACUGCAAGCUAGAUACGACUCGUGCCGAGGAGCAAUGCCUUCUAGCCGACAUCCUGCUGUGUCUCGCCAUCGACACUCGGUUGAAAUCCUACCAGCUGCACUAUCUGACCGACUUCCCUGAGCUAACCGACCGUUACCAAGCACACAAACGCUGUAUCAUUACGGAUACGGCCCUUCUCGAACGGCUGGCGCAAGUACCGGAUCCCCCACACGUGUUUCGCUUCAUCGAACGCAUGCUAAACGGAUUCGACGUAAAAGCGCCCUUUCCAAAUCGAAGCGGCAUCAAUGAGCGAACUACCGACAUGUUAACACUUGUGGCGCUUCUCUACCGUGUGGAGUCGGCCCGUGGAUGGGUCCAGAAGCGGCUUGUGGACGUGCUGACGCAGAAAUUCUUCGAUGAGCAGAGUACGCGCAGCCUCUGUUUGCGACCAUCCGAAUCCUCGAAGCUGCAUGAUGUGACGGCUGAUACCCUGUUGGCGUUCCUUGUCGAGCGUGGCUACACGCGGAAACACCUUGAACGCCUUCCGAUCGGCAUGCGGUUCGUGAUGAUGCAGUGUCUCGAAGGUUACCGGGCGUUUCUGAUUCACGGACAACGUGCGGCGUACUACGAGCUGUUAAUGCGACCGGAACUGCACGCACAUGGGCGGAGUAGUGGCCUCAAGCGGUGGAUGCCGAAUGGUGGUACCAAUACGAGCCCGGAAUUGUCACCAACGGUCAAGCUAAUGCCACAGUAUGGUCCCAUCAUGCAAUGGCAGCACGAGAUGAGCGACAUCGAGGUACGGAGCGCAACCGGAACCGGUGUUGGUGGUGGUACCGGUGCUGGAGGUACUGCCGCAGGUGGUGGAACCGGUGGGACUGGCACUGGUGGGACGAACACGCAAAAAGACGGCCUCCUGCGGCAGGAGAGCGAACCCGGGAUGAGUGGGCUCGACGAGGAAGUCCUUGAAUUGCUGUUCCCCGACGACAAGCGGAUUGAGGACGUGCGCGGAUUCUUGAACAGCUCCCAGCGUUUGCUGAUUAGCGUACCCCAACCAUCCAACAUGGCCGACCAUGACUUCCAGGAAGAGCAGGAGCGCCGUUUGUACGCGCUCUGUCUCCGCGCGAUGGCACUUCCGGUUGGUCGCGGAAUGUUCACCGUCAGCUCGAGCCGGCCAAUUGCGACACAAACCGUGCCGAUGCCACUGCUUUGUCUCGGCGGACGUGACACGAUCCGUGGCGCAACCGUCGAAUUCCUGCAGACUGAAAUUCCCGCCAACUUCUGGCUGUGGCCGUCGUUUCACAAUGGCGUCGCGGCUGGGUUGCGCAUCUGUCCGGACACACUCUGGCUCACGUCGUCCUGGAUCACGCACAAUCGGAAGGGUGGUGGGGAGCGUAAUAGUCACUUUCUCGUGGUCCAACAUGAUGGGUCUACCGAGCAUGGUGGAUUUUUGAUGGCCCUCGGACUCAGCGGACACCUGCGGAAGCUGUCACUCUACAGCACGUUCGAUUACAUGGUCCGUUCGGAAGAGAUGGUGCGGCUUGGGUUGUUACUCGGGUUGUCCGCGGCGUACCGUGGCACCUCGGAUCUUCUCAUGACGCGGUUACUUGCGGUACACGUGGAAGCGUUACUCCCACCGACCGCGGUGGAGCUGGAUGUGACACAAAACCUGCAAGUUGCCGCCCUGCUGGGUGUCGGAUUGGUGUACCUGCGUACCGGCAAGCGACAUAUGGCCGAGGUACUACUGCAGGAGAUUGGCCGCCCACCGGGACCUGAGAUGGAGAACUACGUCGAGCGGGAAUCGUACGCACUGACCGCGGGUUUGGCGCUUGGAUUAGUCACGCUGGGCAUGGGCGAGGAACUCUCCGCGUUGCAUGAUCUCGCCCUACCGGAUACGCUCUAUUACUACAUGAACGGUGGCUUCCGGCGUUCGAAUGCUGGCUCGCAGAAGGAAAAGUACCGCUUACCCUCGUUCCAGAUCAAGGAAGGUGGCAACGUGAACGUGGACGUGACAGCACCCGGUGCCACGCUCGCCCUUGGGCUGAUGUUCUUUGCCACCGGCAACGAAGCGAUCUCGCGCUGGCUCGAGCCCCCAACCACCAACUAUAGCCUCGGCUUCGUACGUCCAGAUCUCCUGCUGCUGCGUACCAUCUCACGCAAUCUCAUCCAAUGGAACGCGAUCGAGCCCACCCGGGCCUGGCUGGAGGAGCAAGUACCCCCAAUGUUGCGUUGUGCGGCCACCGACAAGCCCUCCGGCGAGGCAGAAGAAACCAUGCACUGGCCACGUGGUGCACCUACAACCACCGAGCGGCAACUCUACGGUCAAGCCUACUGCAGCCUCGUGUGCGGAAGUGCGGUCGCGAUCGGGCUCCGGUACGCCGGAACAGCCGAUCAGGAUGCGGCCGACACGCUCGAAUACUACCUGCACUACUUCAUCGAGCAGGGUGCGAGUCUGUUAGAGGAAUCACGAGCCUCGUCCACGCUCGUGGUGCGUCUUGCCGGUUGCCAGGCGAUCGAGAACUGCACCAUGAUGGUGUUGCUUGCGUUAUCUCUCGUCCUUGCCGGCACCGGCAGUCUGCGGGUGUUGCGAGCCGUACGAUUAUUGCGCGCACGUAUCACUCUGCCGCACGUUACGUAUGGUUCGCAGAUGGCCAUCCACAUGGCGCUUGGGUUUGUGUUUCUUGGUGCCGGUCGGUACACGCUGUCCCGUACACCAACGGCCAUCGCUGCCCUGCUGUGUUCCAUCUUCCCGAAGUUUCCCACCUACAGCAACGACAACCGGUAUCACCUGCAAGCGUUCCGGCAUCUGUACGUGCUCGCCAUUGAGCCACGGAUCUUUCUGCCACGCAACAUCGACACCGGUCACUUGUGUUUGUGCCGGGUGCGGUUUGCCAUGCGCCACCGGAAGGAGCCACCGGUGGAGCAGUUCGCUCCCUGUCUGCUGCCCGAGCUGGACACGCUCGAGUGGGUUGAGGUGUGCGAUGAGAGCUUCUGGCACUUCCGUUUCGAUCAUUCCAACUGGGAGAUCCUCGAGACACUCUUGAAGCGGUGUGGGCGCGUGGAUGUGAAGCAACAUAUCGGCCGGUUGUCGCAUCAGGAAGAUCCCUCCCGGCUCAUCAUGAGCCAGAUAUUGUCGAUCGCCACCCAGGACCAUCCUCAGUGGCACAUCGUCGCGGAUGAUUUGCUGCAGCUGGAGGGCCAACAGGCGGUUAUAAACACCACGCGGAAGCUGCUUAUGCCGCCGGACACGCAUUCCCUCCGGUGCCAAGUGGACCCGUUCGGAUUGUCCGAGAACGAGGAGGUGCUAAUCGAAGUCAGCACCCUUCCCGUGGCGGACUGCGUGAUGAAUGACCAUCUUCACGCGCUGCCGUUCUACCUCGAUCUCUUAAAGAUACUGUUGCACGUUUGUUUGGAAGAUUACCCCAUACCCUUGACCACUACCUGGCAACUGCGGUUGCUGCAGGUGGUUCUUGGCAAGCGGCAUCGACCACACGCCCGACCCGAUUCCCGGCCGCUGCUCGCCAUCAUCCCGUUUCAAUCGCUAGUGCAGCGCAUCGUGCAUAAUCUCGACAAGCUGCGUUUCCGCUACGAAAUUCUUCUGCGGCGAUAUCUGGGCGCGGAUAUGGCCCCAAACGACGAGUUGUCGCUGGUCGAGCAGCUGACUAUGCUGUGUUUCCGCGGUAACCAGCAGAACCAAGCUGAUCCGUCCCAUGACCCGUUGGAACUAGCUGAGCUGAUGCAGCUGAUCGUGGUGUACGAUCUGCCGUACUUUCUGAUCCCGAGAGGCACGUGGAAUCUGUGGGAUAUGGGAUGGACAAAUGACGAGCUUCGUAUGCUGAUUUUGAAUAGGUAUCCGGACAUGAUGCCGCUCACGGUGGAGUACAUUAUCGAACUUAUCCAGGCGCACUAUCAUGACGAGAUCACCGAUGUGCCGUUCCCGAUACUUUACCUUCAUCGAUAA
Molecule: messenger RNA, 6351 nt
Organism: Anopheles nili
Lineage: Eukaryota; Metazoa; Arthropoda; Insecta; Diptera; Culicidae
Gene: shtd
Product: anaphase-promoting complex subunit 1
Exons: 5
Coding region: 1-6351 (2116 amino acids)
Biological process (GO): anaphase-promoting complex-dependent catabolic process; metaphase/anaphase transition of mitotic cell cycle; protein K11-linked ubiquitination
Cellular component (GO): anaphase-promoting complex
Molecular function (GO): molecular adaptor activity
Source: RefSeq, a predicted model, not a curated record